Molecule: messenger RNA, 234 nt
Organism: Fomitiporia mediterranea MF3/22
Lineage: Eukaryota; Fungi; Basidiomycota; Agaricomycetes; Hymenochaetales; Hymenochaetaceae
Product: winged helix DNA-binding domain-containing protein
Exons: 2
Biological process (GO): regulation of transcription by RNA polymerase II
Cellular component (GO): nucleus
Molecular function (GO): DNA-binding transcription factor activity, RNA polymerase II-specific; RNA polymerase II cis-regulatory region sequence-specific DNA binding
Source: RefSeq, a predicted model, not a curated record
AAGCCACAGCAUACGUUGCCAGUAAUCUUACGCUGUGCAAUUUUAGGGAGCGCAAAGAGAAAACUAACUAUUCGUGAUAUUUAUGCUGCGAUGGAAAACAAGUACCCCUACUAUAGAACGGCAGGGCCAGCAUGGAAGCAAUCUGUCAGGCAUCAUCUAUCAUUGAGCAGGCUUUUUGAAAGGAAGGCGAAACCAGUGACUGAACCGGGUUUCGGCUCAUAUUGGACUGUCAAU